GAAUAAGACAAAAAACUUCAGACUGAAAAAACUGCAUUUACAACAAAAAGGGAUAUACAGUAUAUUCCAUGAGAUAUGUUUGCAGAAUAAAACAGAAGGAAGCUUGAGGUUUGUGUAACAAACAGCUCAAAGGGUAAUAUAGAUGUGUACAGGCCUAAAGAAAAACUUUAUGAUACGACACUGAGAUUUCAUCCAUCCUCAAAAUGUCUCUGAAACUGCCAAGGACCUGGGAACUCAACUUGAAACCUGAUUUCGGGAAAAUAGUCCGUUCAGUCAGCAUGAUGACAACCUUCAAUAAUGUCAACCAUAAUUCUUUGGAGAAACCAGUGAAAAGCGGUUGGUUGAAGAAACAACAGAGAUCAAUUGUCAGAAACUGGCAGCAAAAAUAUUUUGCAUUGAAAGGACAAUAUCUGUAUUACUAUAAGGAGGAAGUUGAUGUCAAGCCACAGGGUUGCCUAUUUUUACCAAGAAGCACAGUCAAUGAAGUUUCAUCGAACCCUGAAGAUGUGGGAAAGUUUAUCUUUGAGAUUAUUCCAGGAACCAGCACAGAGCAGAAUAAACCCAUUUCUGAUUCCUAUGUGCUAAUGGCAAAUUCACAAAGUGAGAUGGAGGAGUGGGUGAAGGCUCUUAAGAAAGCAGCUGGAGUUCCUCCUGGAGUUGUGUUUGGCCAACGAUUGGCAGACACCAUAAUUUACGAGAAAAAAUUUGGAAGGCACCCGGUCCCCAUAUUAAUGGAGAAAUGUGCAGACUUUAUCCGAGAACAUGGGCUGAAUGAGGAAGGGAUAUUCCGGCUUCCUGGGCAAGAUAAUCUAGUCAAGCAACUGAAAGAGGCUUUCGAUGCAGGAGAGAGGCCAUCAUUUAGCAGGGAUACUGAUGUCCAUACUGUAGCAUCAUUGUUUAAACUUUAUCUCAGGGAGUUACCUGAGCCCGUCAUCCCAUGUUCUCAGUAUGAAGACUUUCUCACGUGUGAGAAGACUAUCAGUAACGAUGAGGAGCAGGGUGAUAAGGAACUAAUAGAGCAAAUUUCACUUCUUCCUAAAGACAAUUACAAUCUCCUCAGCUUUAUUUGCAGGUUUCUUAAUGAGGUAGAAAAAUAUUCUGGUGUUAAUAAGAUGAGUGUUGAUAAUUUGGCUAUGGUCAUCGGAGUGAAUCUUCUCAAGCCACAAACAGAGGAUCCAGAAAUCAUAAUGAGAGGCACCCCGCAGAUACAGAAACUCAUGACUGUGAUGAUCAGUAAACACGAGAAGUUAUUUCCUAAAAUCAAUGAUCUGCUUGAAGAAUCUACACGUCCGAAGAGUAUGUACAAAAAGGCAGUGCUUCCAAGGAGUUCAGUGGGAUGGGAUGCAGCAGAAGAGAGUGCUUUGUCGCCUAUAGGAGAUCUAACCAAAAGACCAUUGGGAGACACAAGUGAUUCCUAUGGCUCUUCUGUCUUAGAUGCACAAUUAUCACCACUCAAAAACACUGAUAUCUUCAUUAAAGACCAUGGAGACUCAUGGGAAACUAUUCCCAGAAAACGAACUCAAACAAUUCCAAUUACACUUUCUUACAAACAGGGAGAAAGCAAUGGCACCUCAUGCAAAGGGGAUAUAUUCAACAGUGAGUUCUUUUCACCGACCACUGGACGUGAGGGCUGCAAUUUGUUUACCACUCCGGGGCAUAAAAGGACAUUGUCAGAAGAAUAUGGGUCCAACCGUAAAUCAGCUUAUGAUAAUGUUCCUUUUUCCCAAGGUGAAAGUUUAAAUUGCUCAUGCCCUUGUCCAGUUGAUGUGGAGUCCAGGAGUAGUAAAGAAGAGAAGUUCGGGCGGCAAAACUCAAAUAACCUGAAACACAAUAUUCCUAACUCAGAGACUAUAAGUAAAGACUGCACCAGUCAUGGUCUAUCUUCUAACCUGGCUGACCUGUAUAAAGAAAUGGAAGUUCAAAAUAAAGAGCUUGAGGAACGGAUACAAAGCCUAGAGAAAGAUAACUUUGACGUGUGGAAAAAGGUGGUGAAGUUAAAUGAAGAACUGGAAAAAGAACGAAACACACGAGCUGCACUGGAAAUAAAACUACGGAACAUAGAAAGGUCACGGGAUGAUGCAGAAAAAAGGAACAAGCGCUUAGAGGAAGAGAUUCAGGGAUUUGUAAAAGCGAUGAGCAAAGCAGGCACUAAGUCAGAGUAGAUGUUCAGCAGUGUAAAGUCCUUUCUUGGACUUUGGAAUGUUAAUAAAUUAAUAUAUUUUGAACAGAUGCUUUCGAAAGAGACUUUGUAUACUUACUUUAUGUUCAUUUAAAAAUAGCAAAAAGGACUACAGUUCACUCGGAUACGCUUCUUCCACAAUAAUAGAGUUUUGUUUUGUUUUUUACUCAAAAGAAACCGUAUUUUAAUAACAGUCUGUAAACCAUACAUUAAAUUACAUUGCCUGCUAUUGUUUCAAUUUUAA
Bombina bombina (fire-bellied toad) is the source of this 2423-nucleotide messenger RNA. It is a transcript of the gene ARHGAP25, whose product is annotated as Rho GTPase activating protein 25. Gene Ontology annotation, molecular function: GTPase activator activity. Gene Ontology annotation, biological process: activation of GTPase activity; actin filament organization; phagocytosis, engulfment. The record is from RefSeq and is a predicted model, not a curated record. Gene Ontology annotation, cellular component: phagocytic cup. The transcript is spliced from 11 exons. The coding region runs from base 204 to 2162 and encodes 652 amino acids. NCBI's taxonomy places the organism in Eukaryota, Metazoa, Chordata, Amphibia, Anura, Bombinatoridae.